Molecule: messenger RNA, 483 nt
Organism: Aspergillus oryzae RIB40
Lineage: Eukaryota; Fungi; Ascomycota; Eurotiomycetes; Eurotiales; Aspergillaceae
Product: golgi SNAP receptor complex member 2 family protein
Exons: 3
Coding region: 1-483 (160 amino acids)
Biological process (GO): vesicle fusion; endoplasmic reticulum to Golgi vesicle-mediated transport
Cellular component (GO): late endosome membrane; SNARE complex; endoplasmic reticulum membrane
Molecular function (GO): SNAP receptor activity; SNARE binding
Source: RefSeq, a predicted model, not a curated record
AUGGUUCUGCAGCUACGCAAAGAACGAGAGGAUGCCCAAUCCGUGACAAACCGUAAUGAACUACUUGGUCGACGUCCACAUCACACAGCGACACCCGAGAACCCAUACGCCCAAUCUUCCCUUCCUCAGUCGUCGGCCUUCGCUCCAUCUUCGUCCCGCGGGGGGCUCAGUUUCGGCGCUUCACCCGCAGAUUACAACCGUGAGACUCAUGCGCUUCGCGAGCAAUCUUUCUUGGCCAACACGAGCAUACAGCUUGAUGAAUUCCUCGACCGGGGACGUGCUGUACUAGCGGAUCUUGGGCAGCAGCGAGAGGUGUUGAAGGGAACGCAGCGUCGGCUGUAUAGUGUCGCUAAUACCCUGGGAGUCAGCGGUGAAACCAUCCGAAAAGUGGAGCGACGGGCAAAGCAGGAUAAGUGGAUUUUCUGGGGUGGGGUCCUCAUAUUCUUCCUCUUUUGCUGGGCUGUAUUACACUUUUUGAGAUAG